AUGUCGGCACCACCAGGUCGAUCGGCCACAGUCACAUCUCUCAGCGGGCGCGUGAAUGCGCUCAAGUUUAUGCAACGGGCCUCUCCCUCUUCUACCUCCAACACCCCUACCAAACCCACAGCAUCGUCGUCACGGACGCCACUCGCCUCGCCUUCCCCCGCAACCGCUGCUGCUGCUUCACCAUCACCUUCUGUUCCGGGAUCUCCCUUCGGAGGUGCGGUAGACGAAGAGCAGUGGUCGCUAUCUCCUGCUGCGAUCGCAAAGCUUCGUGCUAAAGCUUCGCGCCCUGAAACGGCCAGCGUGCAAAAGAAGGGACCGACGAUCUCGCAAGAGGCCGGAUUCGACGCUUGGCUCAUAACACGCGAGAAGCAGGUACCUGGUGAUUCGGCGAGCAGCAGAACGAGUCAGAGGCAGACGUUUGGAAAGCUUGGCAAACAGAAGCAAGAGGCUGACGAGGACCAGGAUUCCAAGAAGAGGUCCAGAGGGCAGCACGACGACAACGACGACGACGAGGACAACGCAGAAGGCCUAGAGCCAGAUUUUGAGUCGGGGGAGAGCGAGCAGGAAUCACCAAAACGCUUCGUCAAGCCUGGAUCCCUUUCAAACGGCAAGAACAAAGACAAGAGAAGCGACAAGCAGCAUCAAGAGUCUCCCUCGGCGAAAAAGCCCAAAAAGAACGGCGCCGGCAAGGACCAAGACAAAGUCGUAUUUGCACGCAAACGAGGUGGCAAACCAGGCAUCUCAGGCGGCGGCCGAUAG
This is a messenger RNA of Sporisorium graminicola, 759 nucleotides long. RefSeq lists its product as uncharacterized. NCBI's taxonomy places the organism in Eukaryota, Fungi, Basidiomycota, Ustilaginomycetes, Ustilaginales, Ustilaginaceae. The transcript has a single exon. The record is from RefSeq and is a predicted model, not a curated record. Bases 1 to 759 code for a protein of 252 amino acids.